This is a messenger RNA of Monodelphis domestica (gray short-tailed opossum), 3912 nucleotides long. RefSeq lists its product as uncharacterized. The record is from RefSeq and is a predicted model, not a curated record. Lineage: Eukaryota; Metazoa; Chordata; Mammalia; Didelphimorphia; Didelphidae. Gene Ontology annotation, biological process: protein phosphorylation. Gene Ontology annotation, molecular function: ATP binding; protein serine/threonine kinase activity.
UGGGCUACCUUGGACUAAGGUCCCCAUCAACCCUUACCUUUUUCAUUUUCUCCCCUGAACAAUGGGUGCAAUGUGCACCCAUAUGCAUAGGAAAAAGAAAAAAGCAGAGUUAAACAGAAGACUAGCUUCUGGAAGAAAAAAAUUUGACACAUCUUUGCCUGAUGGUACCAUCGCCCCAUCAGAUGACUCCUCGGUGUCCACAAUGACUGCCAACAAUACUUCAGGUUAUAAACAUCAAAUGAGCUUCCCUUGCUUCACAAACAUAUCAUGGAGCUCUUGCUACAAAACCUUCAAACUCAGCUUCACUAUUACCAACAUGUUUUACGCAACAAAGAUGAAUCAAAAGGACACCAGAACAUUCAAGGCUGCUGAGCAUAUCCUACAAAUCUUGCUCAAGGUAUUGUUUGGAAGCAGCAAGCUUGGCUCUCAGUAUUGUGGAUGCAGUGGCCUUUCACUGAGGUCUCUGAAGAACAGCAUAGCAACUGGAGUAGAUAUACUCUGCACUUUCAAGAAGGACUCCUCCAACCUUGUCCUGGACAAAAAGGUGGUUUCCUGGGAGCUGACUGAACAGCUCUGUAGAAGAGAGCUAAAACACCUGGUUAUAGACAAUGAUAGCCUUAUUGUGAAUGGGUAUCAACAUAAGCUGCCAGGAAUCAGAUCCACAAAGAGAAGUGAGGUUGGUAUAGGACCUGUCACCCAUAUCCCAGACCAUGGAGAACCAGGAAAAAUCAUGACAUCACUGACUAGUGGCCUCCUGAUCCGUGAAUCCCCUGUAAAUGCUAUAGAGAGUGACAUUGGUGUAGGGCCCUUCACCCAUAUCCCAGAACAUGGAGCACCAGGAGACAUGACAUCAGUGACCAGUGAAUCUACUGUAUGUGCCAUGGGAUUCUCUACUGAGACUUCAGGGACACUGAAGAAAGUGAGUGGAUCUGACCAGGGAAGAGAACCAACAAACUCCACCAGUAUCCCUAUGACUGGCUUUAUCGGGAGAGAUUCCAUUGAUGACACUGAAAAGGACAUACGUGUCAUGGAGACAACUCCAAGAGCCACAGCCACUCAAGACCUACUUCUCACUGUGCCCACUGGAGAAGGUGACCUCAUCCCUGGGAUGCACAGGAGAACUGUGUCCUCUCCCACCGAAACCUCAGUUCCAUCUGAGAUAUCCUCUGGAGUCACCAUUGCCAUUGCAAGGACCUCACUCUCCAUGACUCCAGUAGAAAUCACAGCUAGGUCCGGCUACAGUGCUCCCUUAAACAUCAGCCUAAGCAGAAGAACAGCUUCCCUUGAGCCUGCUACUUCGUUGGAGGACCCAAGGCCAGCCGGCCUGACUCCUGAAACUGAGAGAAACCCACAGGCAACACCAACUCCAGCUAUCACCCUGCCUCCAGCCAGCACACAGGAAGUUUGCACAACAGCAUCUCCCAGUCCUCCUGACACAACCACAGAGGGCAGCAGUGUCCAGGCAGGGACAGCCUCUGUUUCUGAUCAGGUGCCUUCCACUUCCAGCCUCUUCCCAAGAGGUGAUGCUGGUGUGUUGCCAGUCACACAUGCCCAAGGCCAUGAUGCACCAGGAAGCACAGUAGCACCAAUAAGUAGCCCCCUGACCCCUGUGUCUACUAUUAUUCCCUCAGCAGCAGGGAGAUACAACUGGAAGAGCUUCACCCUUAACUUCACCAUCACCAACAUGUUUUAUACAACCAAGAUGGCUCAAAGGGAUUCCAGCACAUUCCGUCUUCCUGAAUUUUUCCUGCAGCGCCUGUUCAAGGUAUUGUUUGAAAGAAGCAGCCUUGGCUCUCAGUAUUGUGGAUGCAAUGUGACCUUGCUGAGGUCUAUGAAAAAUGGGGCAGCAACAGGAGUGGAGGUUAUAUGUUUUUAUAAGGAAGUUUUCUCUGUCCCCAUCUUGGACAAGAAGAAGAUUUACCAAGAGCUGAGUCAAGAGACUAAUGGAAUAACAAGGCUUGGACAUUAUAUUCUAGAUAAGAAAAGCCUCUAUGUGGAUGGGUAUAACCCUCAGAUGCCACCCCGCUCCACAAAAGAAUCAGUCUACCACCAUGGGACCAGAAGAUGGAGGAAACUCUACCGAAUGAAUGGGCAUCUGUUUCAAUCCAAACGUUUUAACAGAAGAGCCUACUGUGGCCAGUGCAGUGAAAGGUUAUGGUGUCUCGGAAGGCAAGGCUACAAGUGUAUCGACUGCAAAUUACUGGUCCAUAAAGGUUGUCAUAUUCUUGUAUCACGGACCUGCAAAAGGCAUAUGGAUUUGGUGAUGCCAUCCCAAGAACCUCAAGUAGAGGAUAAAAAUGAUAAAGUUGACCUUCCCUCCGAAGAAAAUGAUGGACUCGCUUAUGUUCCCUCAACCUGGAAACAUGACAGCCUUAAAGAUGAUUCUGGGGACAUUAAGCCAGUUAUCGAUGGGAUGGAUGGAAUUAAAAUAUCUCAGGGGCUCGGGCUACAGGACUUUGAUUUAAUCAGAGUUAUUGGACGGGGGAGUUAUGCCAAAGUUCUCUUAGUGCGAUUGAAAAAGAAUGACCAGAUUUAUGCCAUGAAGGUAGUCAAAAAGAAGUUCGUCCAUGAUCAUGAAAACACCAACUGGGUGCAGACAGAGAAGCAUGUAUUUGAACAGGCCUCCAGUAACCCUUUCCUUGUUGGCCUGCACUCCUGCUUCCAAACAAGAAGUCACUUAUUCCUUGUCAUCGAGUAUGUGAAUGGAGGGGAUCUUCUGUUUCAUAUGCAAAGGAAAAAUAAGCUUCCGGAGGAACACACCAGGUUUUAUGCUGCUGAAAUAUGUAUUGCUCUAAACUUUCUCCACGAACGAGGAAUUAUCUACAGGGACUUAAAACUAGAUAAUAUCCUCCUAGAUACUGAAGGUCACAUCAAAUUAACAGAUUAUGGCAUUUGCAAGGAAGGUUUGGGCCCAGGUGACACAACAAGGACUUUCUGUGGGACACCAAAUUAUAUUGCCCCUGAAAUCCUAAGGGGAGAAGAAUACGGGUUCAGUGUGGACUGGUGGGCUCUUGGUGUCCUGAUGUUUGAGAUGAUGGUAGGAAGAUCGCCAUUUGAUAUAAUCACAGACAAAUUGGACAUGGCCACUGAAGAUGACCUCUUCCAAGUUAUCCUUGAGAAGCCUAUUCAAAUCCCCAGAUUUCUCUCUGUCAAAGCUUCCCGUGUUUUAAAAGGAUUUUUAAAUAAGGAUCCCAAAGGGAGGCUUGGUUGCCAACCACAAACGGGAUUUUCAGAUAUCAAAUCUCAUACGUUCUUCCGUAGCAUAGACUGGGAUCUGCUGGAGAAGAAGCAAGCCCUCCCUCCAUUUCAGCCUCAGAUAACUGAUGAUUAUGGUCUGGAUAACUUCGAUACACAGUUCACCAGCGAACCUGUGCAGCUAACCCCAGAUGAUGAGAAUGUAAUAAAAAGAAUAGACCAGUCAGAAUUUGAAGGAUUUGAAUACAUCAAUCCUCUGUUGCUUUCUACAGAAGAGUCAGUGUGAAGAAAUGGCAUCUCCACUGUGGAUAAAUAAUGUGAAUGAACUAUUAAAUUUAUCCAUAACUACAGUAUAUGCAUGCAAGGCUGGGGAACUGUAAGGUUUUGAGUGGAGACCAAUGAUUUUUUAAAAAAUUGCUGCUGAAAAUCAAAGAAGAGAAUAGAUUUUGGUGGGUAUCUUCCUCUACGUAAUACUAGUUUUCAGUUUGGGGCACUGACAUGAUUGGCUUCUUUUCUGAGGGAAUGUGCACAUGUGCUUGCUUCCCCGAAAAAUCUCAUGUUUGUUACAUCCUCGGGAAAGGAAUGUUCAAACGACUUUGAAGGUGCAAACUUUCUGCAGAACAAAACUUGAUGCAAUGGCCAACAAUUUCAAGAAAAUUUGUGUAAUAUCCUGAAGAAUAAAAUGUUACAGUGGUGUUGAACCUCAAAAAAAAUUAA